Messenger RNA from Nelumbo nucifera (sacred lotus), 1116 nucleotides. Its product is annotated as MATH domain and coiled-coil domain-containing protein At2g01790-like. NCBI's taxonomy places the organism in Eukaryota, Viridiplantae, Streptophyta, Magnoliopsida, Proteales, Nelumbonaceae. Gene Ontology annotation, molecular function: protein binding. The record is from RefSeq and is a predicted model, not a curated record.
UCUUUAUUAACUACUAAGGCUCCAAAAUGAGCUGCUUACGAUCAACCUUAUCAGACGAGUAGAAGAUGGCGCUCUCUCAAUCUCAAAAGGACCGUUCCCUUCACUUCGACCCCUCCAAUUUUAGAGAUGCUCCACCAACGCACUAUACAUUAAAGGUCCAGUCAUUCUCAUUACUUUCAAAGGCUUCAAUUGAGAGAUUCGACUCCGACGUUUUUGAAGUAGGAGGUUACAAAUGGAAGUUGUCUGUGUAUCCAGAUGGGAACAAGAUUGGAAAUGGAAACGAUCAUAUCUCUUUAUACUUGGUACUGGCAGAGACCAGUUCACUUCCUCUGGGUUGGGAGGUGAACGUGAUCUUCAAUUUGUUUCUGUUUGAACAAUUUCAGGACAAAUAUUUGACGUUCCAAGAUAGGAGAGUAAAGCGGUUUCAUGCAAUGAAGACAGAAUGGGGUAUGGCCAAGUUCGUUGACCUCAAAUCCUUCAAGGACCAAAACAAUGGAUACCUUGUGAAUGACUCUUGUGUGUUUGGAGCUGAGGUUUUCGUCCUAAAAAAUGAGGCAAAGCGCGAGUGUUUGUCCAUGUCUGAUGAGGAAGCUGUUAUUUGUACCCACAUCUGGAAGAUUGAAAAAUUUUCAGGGGUGGCAACCAGCGAACGAUUGGAAUCUGAUGCCUUCGCAGCUGGGGAUUACAAAUGGAGGAUUAAGAUAUAUCCAAAAGGAAAUCGUGAUGGUAAAGGCAAUAGUAUUUCUCUGUUUAUAGCGUUGGCUGAUUCUACGACCCUUCCUCCCGACACCAAACUCUACGUAAAAUUGGCUUUGUGUGUGAAGGACCAAGCCAGUGAUGCACAUUAUGAACGCCAAGUAUGCCAUUUGUUCAGUCCCUCAGUGGUGGAUUGGGGUUGGGCCAAGUUCAUGACACUUGGCAAAUUCAGCGACCCAACAAAGUGUUACCUGCGGAACGAUACUUGCAUCAUUGAAGCACGCGUCACUGUUCUUGGAUCUCUUACCAAUAAAUUGCCAGCUACCGGCUACUGUUCCUUACAUUUGCUUGAUGAAAUUUUAACAAUGUUCAAUAUAUUGUUCACUACUACUUAUAUAAAUUAAGCCUUAAUUCCUUUUG